UCCAUCUUGAUGGUGUAUAUAUAUCAUCCAUGGGAGAGGAAUGGUGCAAAAUCAUAUCUUCUUCACUACCUUGUCUUCAAGUCUUGAGCUUGUCACGGUGUCAUCUCUCAGGUCCUCUUUGCUCUUCUCUUGAGAAUCUCCAGUCAAUUUCGGUGAUUAAUUUGAGUGAGAACUAUUUGUCUGCCCCAGUUCCAAAUUUCUUUGCAAACUUCACCAAUUUGACAGAAUUAUAUCUCACGGAUUCUAAUUUGCAAGGAACAUUUCCAGAAAACAUCUUCCACGUACCAACUCUACGUAAGCUUGACUUAGGGGUCAAUGACUUAUUUCAUGGUUAUUUUCCAGAAUUUUCCCAGAAUGGAGCUCUCCAGACCUUGAUUCUUCGCUACACAAAUUUUUCCGGGGGAUUACCAAGUUCUAUUGGUAACCUUCGGAUGUUGUCCGUGAUAUAUGUUUUUAAUUGUAGCUUCACUGGACCAAUCCCAGGUUCAUUUGCAAACCUUACUCAACUUGUUCUUUUGGAUUUGGCUUACAACAUGUUUACUGGUCCAAUUCCAUCAUUUUCGAAGAAUCUCUCCAUCAUAUACUUGGACCAUAAUUCACUCAGUGGAACCAUUCCAUCAUCUCUUAAUAGCAUCAUCGGAAACAUUCCUCACUCAAUAUGCAAUACAAAAUACCUUCAAGUUCUAGAUUUAUCUAAUAAUGUUUUGAAUGGCACAAUACCAUCAUGUUUGAUCAAAAGGAGUACUAGUACUCUUGGAGUACUGAAUCUGCAAAAUAACAUAUUUAGUGGAAAAGUUCUGAGUUUGUUUCCCAACAACUGUAGUCUACAGACAUUGGAUCUCAGUGGUAAUCUUUUGGAAAGGCGGGUUCCGAAAUCAUUGUCAAACUGCAGAAGGAUGGAAGUUUUAAACGGUAAGAAAUUUGUCUAA
This is a messenger RNA of Cornus florida, 929 nucleotides long. RefSeq names its product receptor-like protein 11. The coding region runs from base 30 to 929 and encodes 299 amino acids. Gene Ontology annotation, molecular function: protein binding. The transcript is spliced from 2 exons. The record is from RefSeq and is a predicted model, not a curated record. Lineage: Eukaryota; Viridiplantae; Streptophyta; Magnoliopsida; Cornales; Cornaceae.